Exserohilum turcica Et28A is the source of this 3138-nucleotide messenger RNA. RefSeq lists its product as uncharacterized. Gene Ontology annotation, biological process: proteolysis. NCBI's taxonomy places the organism in Eukaryota, Fungi, Ascomycota, Dothideomycetes, Pleosporales, Pleosporaceae. The transcript is spliced from 6 exons. Bases 1 to 3138 code for a protein of 1045 amino acids. The record is from RefSeq and is a predicted model, not a curated record. Gene Ontology annotation, molecular function: calcium-dependent cysteine-type endopeptidase activity.
AUGGCAGACCGAGCCAGUCAGCUCGAGGCUUACAAAGCGACUGCAAGCGACUGCCGCUCUCGCGUGGAAGCGGCUGCGACCAAAGACGAGGCGCUGAGCUUGGCCAUCAGCGCAGCCGAGAAUCUCAUCAAGGCGCUCAAGUUGGCCUCGAGCCCAGAUGAGAGAAAGCAGCUCAAGACGCAGUGCGGCGAGGUCAUGAAUGUGGCCGAUCGCAUCAAGAAGACUGCAAUUUGGACGCCGGCCAUCAAACCACAGCCGAGUGGCUCGACAAACGAGCACAUUGGCCAGUGGGCCGCACAAGUCGCUUCAAGUGCAGACCCAUCUUCAGUGCCUUACGAAGACACCGCUUCGCAGUCAGGCUCGUUGCGCGAUGGCAUUUCCUCUAGCUCGGCACCUAGUUACCAGGCCUAUGCAACACCAGGUAAAUAUUCUUCUUCUUCAGCUCCGGCAUUUACUGCACACGCAAGUCACUUGUCGGCAGAAUCUUCCAUUCAGGGGUCUGGUGACAGCACUUUGCUGUGCAAUGACAGCGUCUCAAUCAAUAAACCAGGUGCAUUCACUAAUACAUCACACGAAGAUAGCUUCGAUAACAGACCCAGCAAAGGCCCUAUCGUUAACGACACAUCUCGGCCGAGUGUGAGGUCAUCCCCAGAACCCUAUCCUUCCAACACAUAUUCCCAUGAACCAGCGCCAUCGAAUGCCCCCCAGACCCAGAUAUAUAGACUUCGCGAGCCUAUAUCAAGCAGGAAAUUGCCUCCCAGGGAGAGCAUCAUCCUGUUGAAGUCAUCUCGGGUCAAUGGAUUCAAGUUUCCGCCCUGGGACAAGAACCCAUCCGCAGACGAGUUUGCCCUACGCAAAGGCGACGCCCACUUCGAGGAUCCGUGCUAUCUUACUCUUUCCCCAUACCAGCAACAAUUCUUCAAGGACUGGUUGCCGGCCCAAGAAGCUCUACCGCCUCCUUUGUUCAACCCCGAAAGCAGGGAAGAUACCGGUCCGGUAAUGUCUAGUUCGAGGCCUCUCGAUCUCGUACAAGAUGCGGCUACAGACUGCUCAGUGGUUACGAGCCUAUGCGCUGGUAUCGCUCGCGCAGAACGCGGGCACGAACAGAUACUCACGAACAAAAUAUACCCAUUUGACAAGAAUCUUGGAAGACCAGUGCGCUCUGCGAAUGGCAAAUACGUUGUACGCCUCAAUUUCAAUGGUUGUUGGAGAAAGGUGGUCAUCGAUGACCGGCUGCCUGUGUCUAGCACGCACCGACUGCUUCAUGUCAUUGAUCGCCGCAAUCCGGCUUUGCUGUGGCCACCACUUCUCGAGAAAGCCUAUCUCAAAGUCCGCGGAGGAUAUGACUUCCCGGGUAGUAACUCAUGUGGCGAUCUGUGGGCGUUGACCGGUUGGAUACCAGAACAAGUCUUCUUGCAGGAGUCAGACACUGUUCCGGACGAGAUAUGGAAGCGCAUCUACAACGCCUUCAUGUAUGGGGAUGUUCUCGUUACUGCAGGCACAGGCAAGAUGUCUCGUAAACAAGAGCGCGAGCUUGGUCUUGAGGGCCAGCACAGCUAUGUUGUACUGGAUAUGAAGGAGACGGGCCAAGACCGGCUAUUGCUUGUGAAGAACCCAUGGGUAGAGGGCAAGGGGUGGCGGGGGCCUCGUCCACCUGCUGCGGUGGCCAUGGACAAGUCCAUAUCCCACGGAGAGACUAACAACGGCGUGGAAAUCUAUCACCGGGAUAGUAUUCCGACUGAAGAUCGACCAUACCCAACGACAUUCUGGAUAGGGCUUGAGCAAGCCAUACAGCAUUUUGAGAGUCUGUAUCUGAACUGGAAUCCGGGACUCUUUGGUUAUCGACAAGACAUUCAUUUUGAAUGGGAUGUCAGCAUCCCGUCGCCGGAUGGAUGCAUUGUCAAGCACCCACAGUUUGCUUUUACGUCCAAAGGGGGUGGACCUGUCUGGUUCCUCUUGAGUCGUCAUUUCCGGGACGUGCCAGAGACUACCAAGGAAGAGUCGGAUACAUUCAAUGACGGGAGCGUCCGGCCAGACAGUCAGGUCAGCUCCAACGGGGACGCACCGAAAGGCUACAUGAGCAUAUACAUGUGUACCGGAAACGGGGAGCGGCUUUAUAUGAAGGACACGUACCUUGAGUCGAGCGACUACGUUACAACACCGCAAUGCCUCCUCCGGGGCGAGACGGAUGCCAAGACAACAUACACUGUGAUUAUUGACCAGGAUGAUCUGCCACCGUCGACGUAUUCAUUUUCCUUGUCGGCAUUUGCCAACACGCCCAUUACGCUUGAGCCAGCGAGGCCACGGUUUCCGUUACAGAAGAUUGAAGAGGGAGCAUGGACGAGACAGACGGCUGGGGGCAGGACCGACUCGCCGAAUUACUUUGACAACCCUCAGUAUUCGUUGCAUGUCAGCCAAGGCGGAUCACUGGCGGUGCUGCUGACGAGUACAAAUCACGAGCAUCCGCUGCAUGUCAAGAUUGCGCUGGGACACGGGAAGAGGCUGUAUCGGCUACAGAGCCGCGACGUGAUGGCGGACUCUGGGGACCACCGCAGCGGAUGUGUAUUUGCAGAGAUCAAGGACCUUCAGGCUGGGCAGUACACGGUCAUUUGCUCACUUUUCGAGGCCGGGCUGACGGGGGACUAUACGCUGCGAAUUGAUAGCACGAGUGAGAUGGAUUUGAAACCGAUUCCGCGUGACGGAGCGGGAUUGCUGUCGAUGAAACUGGCGCCGGCAUGCUUUGGGGCGGAUGUGCACAAGGUGGCAGCGCCACUGCAGCCGUAUCGGCUGGCGUCAUACACGAUCAUUGCGCGCUUCUCCAAGGCGAUGAGCCCUCGUGGGAUGACGGAUUUGGGCAAGCUAGCGCGCAGCCCGCUGCGGCUCAGCGUUGAACUGGGACGGGGUCCAGAGCGCAAAUUCAUAGUGGCUAGCGAGCAGGGGGAGUAUGCGGAUUCUGCCACGGUUCGGUCCGAAAGCGUCAACAUUGAUCCGAAGCUCAGCAGGCAGGGGGAUAUCUGGCUUGUUCUGGACAGGCUGUCGGGGCCUAGGGGGCCCGUCGAGGAGUGGUACGAGGUGGAGAUGUACAUGGACACGCCCAAGGCAUGCGAGAUUGGGGUUUGGCGCAACUGGGACGAUUGA